Molecule: messenger RNA, 1418 nt
Organism: Pyricularia grisea
Lineage: Eukaryota; Fungi; Ascomycota; Sordariomycetes; Magnaporthales; Pyriculariaceae
Exons: 3
Coding region: 280-1275 (331 amino acids)
Molecular function (GO): hydrolase activity
Source: RefSeq, a predicted model, not a curated record
CGAGUUGCGGCGUCAGAGUGCGUGUCUGUGCCAGAAAGCUUGCAGGGGUUUCAGGUCGUCCGAGAGACCCAAUAGCUUAAUUGCGCACACCCCCGUUAAUUAUGACAUCAAGCACAACAAUCAAAACGGCAAACGACGUGUUAACUCCAAUUCUAUUUUGAGCAGCUCCUCAAUGGUAUCUGGGAAGCUGUCUGUCUAGCUAUCAUUCUCCAGCAAUUAAUUAUACCCACACCUUAUUGUCACACUACAGCAAGACAUAUUUUUAUAUAUCAUCCACUAAUGGGGGUCUUGUCACGCAUCGGCCUCCGACGGGCCAACCAGUGGGAGCCCCCCACGCUCUUGGACAAGCUGCUUGACGGACCUCUCCACUACCUCGUUGCCAUCAUCUAUGGUGUCUUGGUGUGGCUCCGAGGCCGCCCAUUCGCCCCGCCGUCCGGCCGGCAGCGUGUGCGGGUGGUUUGCAUAUCGGACACACAUGACCAAACCUUUGACAACAUUCCAGACGGCGACCUGCUCAUACACGCUGGAGAUCUCACAAAUGCAGGCACCGUCAAGGACAUCCAGGCGCAGAUCGACUGGCUUGCAUCCCAGCCUCACCAGCACAAGGUUAUGAUCGCUGGAAACCAUGAUACCUGGCUGGAUCCGGUCUCCCGAAAGACGCUCAUAAACAAGACCGCAGAUGACCCAUCGGCUGUUCCGGACUUUAAAGGCAUUCAUUAUUUAGAAGACAACUCGGUUCAUCUAGUGUUCAAACCCAGCGGCUGCACUCUUAACGUCUAUGGCUCACCGCACAUCCCGCGUUGCGGCGGGAGUGACUUUGCCUUCCAGUACAUGAGGCAUGACCCUCCGUGGGCUAACAAAAUUCCCCAGGCAACUGACAUAUUGGUUACGCAUACGCCCCCGCAACAUCAUCUGGACCUUGGACUAGGCUGCAGCGGACUGCUCAACGAAAUAUGGCGAGUCAAGCCCCGCCUGCACGUUUUCGGCCACGUCCACACUGCAGCAGGCCGCCAGGCCGUCUACUUUGACGAUUGCCAGCGGGCAUAUGAAAAUCUCAUGGCCAGGCCGAGGAGAGGCGUGUUUCGGGAUCUGAUGCUGCCGCAUGCAGGCUGGAUCGACGCAUGCAGGGUGGUCUUGUACGGUCUCAAUGCGGUACUCUUCAAGUGGAUAAUGCAGGGACCCGGUCCCAACCACGGAGGUUUGAUGGUGAAUGCCGCCCAGAUGUACCGCAACACUGGAAAGCUGGGGAACCGGCCGCAGGUCGUGGAUAUGUAAUAUCCUAAGCCCUUGCUACAAAACUUUGUUCCCAUAAAAGACCUAUGGACAGUAUAACGGGGCCUUGUUUGUUAAAGGGAUAGGUCCGCAGGUUUCCGCGUUGAAGUUUAUUCUAACAAGUUCACUGUUAAUCAAUAGAUGCU